Osmerus eperlanus (European smelt) is the source of this 1595-nucleotide messenger RNA. RefSeq names its product zona pellucida-like domain-containing protein 1. NCBI's taxonomy places the organism in Eukaryota, Metazoa, Chordata, Actinopteri, Osmeriformes, Osmeridae. Gene Ontology annotation, cellular component: cell surface. Bases 36 to 1208 code for a protein of 390 amino acids. The transcript has a single exon. The record is from RefSeq and is a predicted model, not a curated record.
CAAGCGAUCAACACACAGCAAACAGCAACUCAAAGAUGUUUCCUUUCAGCCUGUUCGUGAUGGCCCUGAUGGUGGCUCGAAGCAGCCAGCUGCUGAUGAGCCAAUGUGGGUCAAACUUCAGACUCCCGGCGUACACUGACAUCUCAGUGGAGUGCGGAACUGCCUCCAUCGGCCUGGCCAUCCUCAUCUGCCCUGCUAUGUACACCGGCUACAACGAGUCCCUGCUCAUCCUCAACAACAUGUUCAGUGAUCCGGGCUGCAAAGGUACCCUGGAUGAAAAUGUGACUCCACCGGUCGUGAGGUACAGGUUCCCUCUCAACUCCACCAAUGCCUGCGGAAGUAUCUUCAGAACCUCCAGCGCUCCAGGGACGGGGAUCUUCUCCGACUUCUCCAACAUCCAGACCGUCAACAUCAGUGGUGUCGUCAGGUCCAUGGAUCCUACCACUGGGACAGUCACAUACAACGCUGAGCUCAAGUACUACUACUCCUGUGCCUAUCCCCUCGAGUACCUGAUCAACAACACCCAGAUCGAUGUGUCAGCCUCCUCCAUCGCAGUGAAGGACACCAACGGUAGCUUCAUCAGCACACUGAAGAUGGAGCUUUUCAGCGAUGCCAACUACACCAAGCCCAUGCUCAUACCAACCCUGGGAAUCGAGCUGAGAACCAAAGUCUUCGUUCAAGUCCGCGCCACCAACCUGACCGCCCAGUACCUUGUGCUCCUGGACAGAUGCUAUGCCUCCAUAUCUGCUUAUCCCACCAACUCGUCCUUCUUUAACCUGUUUGUGCCGUGCUCCAAAGACCCGAUGACCACUAUGAUCGAGAAUGGCGAAAGCAACCUGGCCCGCUUCUCCUUUCAGGCCUUCCGCUUCGUCGAGCAGCAGAACCAGACAGUGUCCACCUACUUCCUCCACUGCAUCACCCGGCUCUGUGACAAGAACAGUUGCAGCCUGUUCAAGCAGUGCAACAAAAGGAAGAGGAGAAGCUCGGAGGCCCUCAUUCCCACAGACGGAGUCACAGACUAUCACACUCUCACCUCUCCUGAGAUUGUCACCAAAGCCGAGAGCCUGACAUCCAAAGAGCAGGUGCAGACCAGCAGCAGUAACUCCAACUCCUCCAUGGGGCUCGGGGUGGCAGUGGGCAUCCUGGCAUUCGCCUGUCUCAUUGCUUUCAUCGUGGCAGCCGUCUUCUACAAGAGGCUGAAGCAUUAAAAAGCUGAAAGCUUAAAUGUCAAGUUUAUUUCAUAAGUGGGAUACUAGCCUGGGAAACCACCCUUUCUAAUAGUACAUUCAUCUGCUCAUUUCAACUGGAGAAAUGAGCUGGCUCACCAUGUUUUUGUUGUUUUGCAUGAAAGAGGGGUGUUUAUGUUGUCCUAAAAGCUAUAGAAAACAUAUUUUCAAGAUUAUCAUAGGGUUAGCUUUAGAAAAUUAUUACAACUACAUGAAGAAAAACUAGUGGAUUCAUGGUAACAAAAAUAUUUUCUAAAAUCCAGAUCUCACUGUCAGUGUGAAAGUAUCUGCAAUGUUUUGAAAGUGAAAUCUGUGUACCUAAUACUAUCUUUGUAAUUUAUUUAACUUCCUUUAAGGCUUCUGCAAAUA